This is a messenger RNA of Anthostomella pinea, 672 nucleotides long. NCBI's taxonomy places the organism in Eukaryota, Fungi, Ascomycota, Sordariomycetes, Xylariales, Xylariaceae. The record is from the annotation of a GenBank genome assembly.
AUGUUCGCAAAACCGAGACCGAAGAAGAGCCUCCUCCCGCCGCCCCGAAAGCGCAAGGUCCAGCAUGCCAUCGAGGAGGUCAAGUUCGACGACGAGGCACGCACCGAGUACCUGACGGGUUUCCACAAGCGCAAGCUGCAGCGGACCAAGGACGCGCAGGCGCAGGCGGCGAAGCGGGCACGGCAGGAGAAGCUCGAUCUCAGGAAGCAGAUCCGCGAGGACAGGAAACGCGAGGUCGUGGAGCAUGUGCAGCAGGUCAACGCCAUGCUGAAGGAGGCGCAGCAGGCUGGGCACGUGGGCGGCGAGGAGGGCACCUCGGAUGACGAGGCGGACGAGUGGGACGGCCUCGAGGAUGCGCCAGAGCCGGAGCCGGUAGAUCAUGAGGAGGAAUACAUCGACGAGGAGCGGUACACGACUGUCACAGUAGAGUCUGUCACGGUGUCUCGAGAUGGGCUGACGAGCUCGAAGCCCGAAGAGGAAGAGUCAGAAACCGAGGAUGAAGAGGGACAGAAAGCAGAUCGUGAAGCCGGCCAGGCAUCAGGGAGCAGCGGCAAGAGCCACCCGCCCAAGAAGAAGAAACCAAAGUUCAGAUACGAGACCAAGAUGGAAAGGCAGCAAACCCGGAGGAAGCAGAAGGCCAAGAGUAAUAGCAAGAGACCACCAAGGGAUUGA